AUGUCGAUGCUCAAUUCGUUUUUCGCUCAGGGUUUUAAGGCUUCUAAAUGCAAAACUCUGCUUAAACUGUCAAUUCCGCGGAUAAAGUUACUCAGAAACAGAAGAGAAAUUCAAUUGAAGAAUAUGCGACGUGAGAUUGCCAAGUUACUUGAGACUGGUCAAGAAGCCACGGCUCGUAUUAGGGUAGAACAUAUUAUUAGAGAGGAGAACAUGAUGGCUGCUCAAGAGAUCCUUGAGCUCUUUUGUGAACUUGUUUCUGUCCGCCUUCCAAUUAUUGAAUCUCAAAGGGAAUGUCCCCUAGACUUGAAGGAAGCUAUAUCUAGUAUAUGUUUUGCUGCACCUAGGUGUGCCGAUUUGCCAGAGUUGUUGCAAGUUCAGUUGCAAUUUGCAACCAAAUAUGGGAAGGAAUUUAUUUCUGCUGCUACUGAGCUCAGGCCAGAUUGUGGUGUUAAUCGACAGUUAAUAGAGCUGCUGUCAAUUCGUGCUCCUUCACCAGAAAAGAAACUCAAUCUUCUAAAAGACAUUGCUACUGAACAUGAGCUAGAGUGGGAUCCAGCUACUUCUGAAAUUGAAAUGUUUAAAAAACAUGAAGACUUACUGAAUGGCCCAGCGGAGUUUUUUAAUGGGUCAAAAUUGCCCCUUCCUGAAGAAAAACAUGAGGAGCAGUUGUAUUCCACUCAUGAUACACCCAAAAAAGAGCAAUUUGAUUCUGAUUCGGACUCUGACAUGUUGGACUUUCCGGAAGUUCCAAAGGUAUCUGUCCAGCCAAGUGCAAAUUUUGCCACAGCUCCUGAUAUGGUUAUACCUCCAGCAGCUAUGCCACACCCUAAAGUUGAUUUUCAUUCAUCAAGCCAUUCUGGAGAAUUUGCAGAUAUGAAGCAGGAACACAUUGAGUCAACAGUUCACCGAGAUGAACCACAUGCUUCAUUUGAUAAAGUGGAAAGUAAACAAUUUUUGCCAUUCAUCUCCCCUCCAUCAGAAUCAUCUGGAUCAUAUUAUGCAAUGCAUAGUGACUCACCAUCAGAAUCAUUUGCAUCAUAUGGUGUAAGGCAUAGUGACUUGCCUCCCUUGUCAACUGCAAAAUCUAUCUCGCCUCCGUCAGAACCAUCUGCAUCAUUUACUGCAACAAGGCAUAGUGACUCAGCUCCCUCUUUAUCAACUGUAAAACCCGAAGCUAAGGACUUCUCUUUAUCAACUGCAAAAUCUGAAGCUAAUUUGGACCUGCAAGAUGUUGUAGCUGCCGCACAUGCUGCUGCCGAAACUGCUGAACGUGCGGCAGCUGCGGCUCGUUCAGCAGCCAGCCUUGCUCAACUCCGUAUUAGCGAGCUUACCAAGAUGAGAAGUAAUGAACAUAUACCUGAAGAUAGCUCUGAGAAUCCAUUUUAUGCUGGAGGCAAUAAUGAAUCUACAACAGAAAGGGAUCAUUUCACUGAGCAAAAUGCUGCAAGUAACCCUGAUGGCAAUGUUAUUAAGGAUCAUGAUAUUCACUAUAAUCAUUAUGAUUCCAAACGCUCUCAUUCAUCAAGUUUUCCUUCAUUUGACACACACAAGGAAGAUUUUGAUUCUUCUCUACCCACUGAUCAUGGUUUGGAUGAUAGAUCCAAUAGUCACCAGCCUAAGAGAUUACCUUCAAUGGAAGACGACCCAUAUUUCUCAUAUCCCAACUUAUUCACCUCUCAAAACUCAAAUAUUGGAUCUCACACUCAUUCAGAUAAUAGCCGCACCACUUAUGACAUGUGA
Molecule: messenger RNA, 1740 nt
Organism: Vicia faba (fava bean)
Lineage: Eukaryota; Viridiplantae; Streptophyta; Magnoliopsida; Fabales; Fabaceae
Source: the annotation of a GenBank genome assembly